Messenger RNA from Entrophospora candida, 333 nucleotides. NCBI's taxonomy places the organism in Eukaryota, Fungi, Glomeromycota, Glomeromycetes, Entrophosporales, Entrophosporaceae. The record is from the annotation of a GenBank genome assembly.
AUGAGACCAAGUUCUGUUUUAAAUGCAUUACAUAAACAUGUUCCAUUAAUAAAAUUUUUAGGUCCAAGGAGUAAAUUGAAUAAAGGUUCAAUUAAUGGGAAUCCAAAACUUCAUCCAGCAGCUCCAAAAGGUUCAACUCUGCCUUCUCAAUCUUUAACUCGUUCAGAUAUUACAACUAAUGCUUCUGCUUCAAAUAAAUCUAAAUCUGAUAGUAAUGCUCAGACGUAUUACGAUUAUUCAGAUUUACCAUUAAAAUAUAAAAGAAAAGAUAUUUCACCACAAGAAAUCGAAAUUAUUGAUCUUGGUGGAGCCAAUAUUAUAUAUCGACGUUAG